This is a messenger RNA of Phycomyces blakesleeanus NRRL 1555(-), 825 nucleotides long. RefSeq lists its product as hypothetical. The record is from RefSeq and is a predicted model, not a curated record. The transcript has 6 exons. The coding region runs from base 1 to 825 and encodes 274 amino acids. Lineage: Eukaryota; Fungi; Mucoromycota; Mucoromycetes; Mucorales; Phycomycetaceae.
AUGGUAAACAAUAUUUGCAAUAUGAAUGACACAGAUAACAUCAUCAAAUCUUUACUCCUAGCUAUUCAGCUCCAGUUAUCUGUCUUAUGUGCCAAUCAAGAACAAAUUAAGAUGGAUAUUAACAGCCUUGGAAAUGAAAUAAUGAUCAAAGGAUCUCCAAAGCAAAAUCUCUUUUUGUUUAUUAAUUGUGAGAUUGAGUACAAAGAAAUCGUUUUUGAUUACAAAGAUGUUCAAGGACUCUCUGAAGAAGUUACUUCAGCUGUGUAUUUCAACCAGCUAAUUAGAUGGUGUGAGAGUGCUGACAAGUUGCUUAAGUCAGUUGAGAGUUAUCUACAAUUUAGACUUUCAGGAUUGAAGACAAUGAAAGCCUCAGAGAAAGCAUCAAUGGAAAUAUGGAUGCUUAAAAACAUAUAUUGCUCAGCUGUAAUUAGGGAAUAUGUCAAGAACAGAAGUAUUAUUUCAGUGAAAAAGUUUAUUGAUAAAGACAUCUUCUCAAGAAAGCUCAAAAUUUCUGGGAACAUAUCAACAAAUACUAUCUGGAAGUAUCUUCAUGAAUGGAGAUAUCUAUUUAGAAAAAACUCAAAAGACAUAUACUAUGAUAACCACAAAAGAGCAGAUAUUAUUGCUUAUCGUCAAGUUUGGGCUAAGCAAAUGAUAUCUUACAAGUCAAAAAUGUCUAGUCAUAAGAUAUUCUAUUCUGAAGCUGAUAGAGAUGGGUACUGGACUGAUGCUCAUAUGAUGAAGCAGCUGGAGAGCAAAACAUUUCUUUGUUCAAGCUUCUUCACUCUGGAUGCAAGGCUGUAUUUGUAUUUGACCAAAGUAUAA